This is a messenger RNA of Falco peregrinus (peregrine falcon), 6952 nucleotides long. RefSeq lists its product as uncharacterized. The transcript has 3 exons. The record is from RefSeq and is a predicted model, not a curated record. The coding region runs from base 36 to 533 and encodes 165 amino acids. Lineage: Eukaryota; Metazoa; Chordata; Aves; Falconiformes; Falconidae.
GAAAUGGGGGCCCAAGUGGUUGCCGGAGAGUCGCAAUGGGCCACUGUGGCUCCAUGCGCCAUUUCGGCCCUCACAGCACCAUCUCCUCUGCCCUUUUGCAAACGCAGGUUGAGCAGCUGACCUGGAGGUCGUGGAGGAUAGGAGAGGUGCCUGAGGACAGAAGGAAAGCCAACGUCACUGUAGUCUUCAAAAAUGGCCAGAAGGAGGAUGCAGGAAACUACAAGCUGGUCAGCAUCACCUCCAUCCCUGGAAAGGUGGUAGAGCAGCUCAUCCUGGAGGAUAUCUCAAAGCAUGUGGAGGAAAAGAAGGUUAUCAGGAGCAGUCAACAUGGAUUCACUAAGGGGAAAUCAUGCCUGACCAACCUGAUAGCCUUCUAUGAUGGAAUGACUGGCUGGGUAGAAGAGGGGAGAGCAGUGGAUGUUGUCUAUCUUGACCUCAGCAAGGCUUUUGACAUCGUCUUCCAUAACAUCCUCCUAGUUUCAGGAGUUUCAAGAAGAAAGCGGCAGACUGGAUUUCCUGUCUUGUUGCCCUGAGACCCUCCACCACACCUCCAUACAGCAAACAACAAAUCAGUACUGGUUAGGAGCCAGUGAGUUAACGGUUGUUACACUCAAUAUGUUGUAAACCAUGGAAUCACAGGCUGGAUGAAGUCAGCCGGGACCUCUGGAUAUCGCCUAGUCCAAACCCUGUGCUAAAAGCAGGGUCAGGUACAGAGGGUUUCUCAGAGCCAUGUCCAGAUGUCUUUUGAAUAUCUCCAAAUGAGGGCACUCCAAAACUUUUCUGGGGAACCUGUUCUGAUGUUUGACCAAUGUGACAAUAAAAAUCUCUUUUGUAAGUUUAAAUGGAAUUUUCUGUGUUUCCAUUUGGGCCAUUUCCUCUGGUCCUGUCACUGGGCACCACUAAGAGCCUGGCUCUGUCUUUUUUAUACCCUCCUGUCAGGUAUUUAUAUAGAUUGAAAAGGUCCUCCCAAGCCUUCUCUUCUCCAGGCGGAGCAGUACCAGCUCUCAGCCUCAUCUUGUACAAGAGAUGGUCCAGUCCCUUAAUCACCUUCAUGUGCCUUUACUGAACGCACUCCGGUGCAUCCAUGUCUAUCUUGUACUGGGGAGCCCAGUGCUGGCCGCAAUACCCAGGUGUGUCUCACCAGCGCUGAGCAGGGGGAAGGACCAGCUCCCUCCACUUGCUGGCAAUGCUCUGUCUAACGCAGCCCAGGAGGCUGCUGGCCUGCUUCACCGCAAGGGCACAUCGCUGGUCCAUGUUCAACCUGAUGUUCACAAGGACCCUCAGGUCCUUUUAUGCAAAGCUGCUUUCCAUCCCCUUAGCCCCAUACUCAUGCAUGAGGUUAUUCUUACACUUUGCAAUAAAAUAAAUUUUAAAAUAGAGCUAAAAGCAAACAUUUCAGCCUUUCUCUUUGAAACAACAUUUCUGCUUUUUUUUUUUUUUUCCCUGCAUAAUAGGGUCAGAAAAGUUGUUGAGUUUCAGCGAUAUGUUAAAGCACCACUGAGAAAGCCAAAACAGCAUUAUUUGCAUAUGCCAUAAAGAAGCCUGGAAUUAAAAUAUGUAGAAAUAAACAAUGAAUGUGAUAAACUGCUGAAGCUUCUAAUGAGAAAAAGAGGCACUGAUAAUUGCAAACUAUAGCCAGUUUUAUUUGUACCUCUUAUUUUUAUGGGGGUUUUGUAGCUUUUUUUUUUUUUUUUUUUUUUUUUUUUGUAAAGCAUUGUUCUAAUAGCACAGCAUGUUGUUCAGUUUUCUGUAUCACACAUUGUCUUUCAGGUACAGCCAAAGAAAUGCAAAGGAAUCAGCGAUACAUUCCUAGGGCUAGUUCUGGCCUAUUUGGAAGCAGAGGUGAAGCUGCCCCAAGUCAUUUUUUGAGGGCCAAAACUGCAGCUGAGAACGGUUGGAAAUGCAUUAACUGCAGCCAUUAUAAUCGAGACUAUGGACAUAGAAGUGAGGGAGACAUAAUUUUCUUGUUUGGAUUUGCCAUUAACUUUGUUAUGAGAGAACCUGGACAACUAAAGGCACUACAAGAGUGCACUAGACAUUUCAUAUUUUGUUGACGCUGGCAAAAAACAAAAGGCUUUCUAGCAUCUCAAGCAAGAUAACAUUGGUUAUGAAAAGCAAUCUGAUGAGAAUCAAGCAUAUCCCUACUCAAGCAUUCCAUUACAAUGCAAAGACCCUAAGAGCUGAAUUAAUCUGUAUAUUCUGCCAAGAGAUUACAUGCCAGUGGGAACAUCCAGAAGAAAAUUGAAGUUAUGGACGGGUACACAGCAGUUGCACUGGUUGCUCACAUUACAGGGAGAUUUGGUCAGUGAAAAUCUGCCAUUUGAAGACCAAACUGUAAAACUUCAACUCAAAGUUAUUUCAAUUUUUCUAUACAGAUGUGAAAGCUGAAGGAUUUGUAAUAAAGGCAGAGCCAGUACCUGCCAAAGCAGGUGCACUUCUGGGUACCUGGAACAAUAUGUUAAAGGGUGUAAAUAAACAGAAUAGUUAUAUUGAACAAAACCGUCUUGGACCUAAGAAAACAAAAGGAAGCAAAAAGAAAAGUAACAUGGGUAGAGGAUGGCCCAGGGGCUCUUUUAUUUGGUUGGGUUCUGCUCCUAAAAGAUUUGAUGGCAAGGAAAGGAUCUACAGUCAGGAUCUUUUUUUGUCCUGAGUGCCUAACUGUGCUCUGAAAAUGUUUCCAGAGUGUAGACAAUUUGUUUUCUAAUGCCUUUUGUCUUUCUGCCUCAAAACCAGUAAGAGUAUUUCCAUUGUGGAUUUUCAGAACUUGACGAGGUUUUAAGGAUUCCUCCCGUGUGAGAGCAUCAUCUGAAGAAAGGGUUUAUCAAGCUACAACAAAAGAGAUUUUGUUUGCCAGACAAAAGAAAAAGCAAUAUUAGCCCCUUCAACAAAAUACUUAAGUGUUUAAUUUAUAUGCAUCAUAUUUGAUCUGAAUCAUAACAAAACAGAAUAAACACUGCGGAGAUUUCAAAGAAAAUGAUUGUAUUAUUACUUCACUCAAAUACCAAAGGAUGGUAAUAUGAAAAUAUUUAUUUUCACAUGUUGCAAAUGUGACAACCUGAUAAUAUUCUGGAUGAUUACAACUGACAUUUUGUUUGGAAAAUAAUAAACAAUAUAGUCUCCUGGAGUAGUUCCAUAAAUGAUUAUUGGGAAUGUGCCCUGAGAUAUUCAUAGAGAGUAGCCCUCAGAGUGGGGCCAGGGCUCCUCCAUGGCUAGUGUCACUAGCUGACAAAUACUCCCUGUUUCCCACCUAACAAGUAAGAAUGUAAGCCUGAGAAGUUAGAAAAGAAAUUUCAGAAAAGACAUAAUGAUUAUUAAAAAAGUUGAGAAUUACUGUGCUUGAAGGAAAACAUGGAAAGCCACAUGAGCCAUUUUAUGUCUCAAUAAAGCUGACGCAGUAUGUUAGACAGAACUCACAGAAACAUUAAACACUUCAGGAUUCCCUGGGAUAAGAGCUAUACUGCAUAUCUCAUCAGUUAAAUAUUUAUUUCUCAGCACAAGUAAGGACAAUACUUUUACGUGCAAAAGUGAUGAAGCUGUAAAUACAGACAAAUGGUGGUAAAAUCCCUGUAGGACGGUAAAGCUGAGAGUACAACACUGUUUCACAAGAAAUCUUGGAAGUCUUGAAUGCCUCAUGGCUUGAGUAAUGAGGGGAAGUUAAUAUAGAUCAUUUUUAACAUACUGAACAGUGCUUUUCAUGUUUCCAAAUGUGGAUGGAUGAAUGUCUACACAGAGCAACUGUAAUAGAUUGCACAAAUCUCAGGGCUGUGAGCUGAUUGUUUGUAGCUGAGGACAAAGCUAUGAGUAAUUAACCCACCGUGUAGCAUUCCUAAAGUUCAGAAUGGCUUGCUCUUCUGGGAGUUAAGGAUAUAACAGUCUUUAUUCCCAAGGCUUUUGUGGAAAUGAGUUGAGUAAUUUUUGAGUCACAUAAUACUUUUACAUCUAAAUAAAUAAACACAGAUUUAUUUAUAAAUAUUGUCUUUGUAAAUAGUCUCACUUAUGGCCAAAACCUAAUAAUUAAAAUCACCUGUGUAUGUUUGUGAAGUUGCAGUUUGAUAUUUAAUAGUCGAAAAUAUAAUUUGCAAUACAGCAAUAAUAAUCGCUUAGACUGUCUAUAAAAAGAUUUGUUGGAAGUACAGUACUACAUGGGCAAUUCCUGUGCUGUUAUGUGCUUUUUCUGUAUUACUGAAGAGAAACUAUGGGAUGUAUAAAAAGAAAACUCAGCUGAUGCCAGAGAAAUUUCCCGUAUCACAUUACCAUGUUAUGCGCCUAAGCGUUUGGCCACUUAGAGUAAACGGUAACUCCUUUGCUAGAGGACCAUAUGGGUUAGAUGGCUAAUCUUUUGUCCUUUAUAUGAAACUCCUGUUUUGAAACACACCGUAUUUUUUCCUCCAUGAAUGUUCUCUGGUACUAAAAGAUGGCAAGGUCCAUUUGUGUGUAUGGUUUAUGGUCUAGCAAUAGUUCUACACAGGAAGAAAGAUAAAGUGCCUGCUGGACACACUGAACAUAGCUCAGAGCAGAGCCCCAAAGGCAUGUGGCCAGCAAGACUGCUGGGCAGUGCAGUGUCAUACUGAGCCUCACACCUGUCGCUUGGAGAAACAUGCCUAUGGAGAAAGUUGAAAACUUGCAUAUGGAGAAGAGCAUGCCCUUUACCAGCAGCCAAAAGAAUCUCAAACAUCUGUUCCUCACACCUGCUACAGGUCACAAGGCUGCAAAGAGGAUGUGUUGGCCCAAGAAGGUGAUCAGGACAAGAAGCAAUGGGCACACACUGAAACACAGGAAACACAUUUUUACUGCAAGUGUGAUGGAGCACUGGCACAGGUUGCCCAAGGAGGUUGUGGAGUCGCCAUCCUUGGAGAUAUUAAAGUCAUCUGGACUUGGCCCUGGGCAACCUGCUCUAGAUGUCCCUGCCUGACCAGGGGUUGGACCAGAUGAGGUUCCUUCUAACCUCAACCAUUCAACGACUCUGUGACUCCAUGAAGAUAUCUGAAAAGUCAUGUAUGUUGAUGAAUGAGGUUUUUUGUCUUGAUAUACACAUCAUUCUGCUCUCAGUACAAGGAGAAAUAUUACAGUCAAAUGCUGUGAUGUGACCAGAAUUGCUUGGCAAUGCAUAUUUCUGUUCUAAUCCAAGGCCAAACAAUGGCCUUAAGGACAUCAUAUUUGUAAGAAAAUCUUAAUCUUUCUCAUCAGUUCAUACCCUUAUAAAUGUCAGGUUUUCUUAGCUUCUGAGGCAGAGGAACAGAUCUUUUCACUGAACUGUUUUACUGGUUAUUAUUCCUAUAUUUUGUUUUAGGCAAACUUGACAGUAUUUCAAAAAGCAUAGGUCAGACAUGCAAUAUGUUGAAUUCACUGUAUAGGUGGUGCAACUUUUUUCAGCGUAGGUGUACUAACUACAGGAAAGCAAAAAGCAGAAAGUCAGUUGUUUGUUGCUGAGUAUUUAGCCUUCUGAACAUAUUAAUUGCACUGAUAGAUUUGGGUGGACUUACUAAUUGCAUGGUCCAGAUUUCCAUUUCUCUCCUGAGUGGGUGCCAAAUGUGUGUACCUGUAAGUAACUAAUUUGUACAGACAACUGUGAUUACUUAUCUGAAAGAGAGACUGCAGAAAUAGCGAUCAGUUACAUAAGCCACUGAACUGUCUGAACAUGUCUUUUCCUACCUUUUAUUUCCAAUCACAAAUAUGUAAAUACUUGUCUAAAAAUCUGGGCUUCAUUGUAAAAUUAAACUGUAUAGAAAAAGGUGGAGGAGGAAAGACAAAAAGAAUUGAAACGAGUCCAGAUAGAUUUGCAUAAUAUCAGAAUGUCACUACAUUUUAAUAUCUGUUACAACAUUUCUGAUACUUAAUAAAAUCAGGUUAGUGCCAGAAUCUAGUAAAGGUCAACAUAGUGCAUUUUCAUUUUAUAGCUACAACAUUUUCACAUUUAUUAAGAUUAUUUUAAACUGAAUGAAUUGAAUGAAUGAAUGACAUACUGUAGAGGUAAAUAUCAAGGAAGAAGAAUUAUUAUUUAAGUUAAAGGAUGGUAUUGGCACAGAAUCAAAUGAUUAUAAAUUGGCCAUGAAUAAAUUUAAAGGGGAAAUUGGAAAAAUGCCCUCAUUCAUCCAAGAAGUAUGUUUCUGGAACUGUCUGACAGAGGGGAACGGGACUGAGUAAUUUAAACUGUUAAAAAUAAUGGGAUGUGCUUGGGAAAGGGAUCACGUAAUUAAGCAGGAGAUGAUUGAAUGGAAUGAGAUUUGUCACAGAAUCCUGGGAAGCCAUUUUGUCCCAGGGCACAAGUUUGCAGUGACAGUUUUCAGAUAUGUGGUGGGUCUGUAUUCCUACAAAGGUCCCCCAGAAACGCUAUUGCCAGAAAACUGUACAAUUUUAUUCACGUUGCUGAGUUUCUGUUCAACACUGGUUAGAAAUCAGCUAUGAGUUUCCUAUCUUGAUCUGUAAUUUGGCUUCUAGGGUCUGCAUUUAUUGUCCUCUGAAGCCUUGGAGGUGAGCAAGUAGACACAGAUGAGGUGAAAUUGUACCUUUAAUGGCAUUACAUCCUCAGAUGUCUGGUUGAUGUGCCCUGUUCACACAUUCAAUGUAAAACUAGUUGCAAGGUAUGAGCUAGGAAGAAAUUCUUUCCUGAAUUUAAAUUAGCAGCAAUGUUGCAGUGUAUGUGACUCUCUUAGGACUCUCUAUGGGUUUUAUUUAGGAACUGAAGUGUAGGGACCUUUGGUAUUAACGAGAUUCUUCCUGCUUUUACCCAGGGCAUGGUUCAGGCUUGGCUUUCUGAUAGGGUGUUGGGAAGAUUUUUUUUAUCUGUUAGUGCGUGGUACAAAUGUUUUCACACCCCUUUCAAACCAGGCAGCUGUUGCAUGGGUGCCUGAAAUUUGAGAAACUGUGCUCUAUGAGUUGGCCAAUUUCUCUCAUUCUUUGUUCUUAAAUAAGGUAAUCAUCUUGCCAAUUUUAAAUAAAUGUUUAAAAUCUA